UUAUACUAAUAGUGUUUUCUUUUUAAAUUCCCGUUAGGCUUUAGAAAAAGGAAAAAAAAGAAAAGCACUGUGGGAAAAUAAAAAUUUCCCCCCCUUUGAUCUGUCUUAUAACAUAGGCAAAAUCAAAGUAGAAAAUCUAAUUCUUCAAUGGCGUCCCUGUGGUUGAACUCAAUGCAAAUGGGGCUUACGCAAUCAAAGGCAGAUUCAUGAAUAUGAAUGCUGAAGCUUCGGGUUUUAAAUUUAGAUAUUGGUGACUGAGUUCUUGUUGCUGGCCUUGGCUUAUACAUCUAAAGAAGAAGAGCCUUCAGUGAGAUAGAGAAAAUGGAGAGCAAUAAGGAAGACGCCUUCAGAGCUAAGCAGAUUGCAGAGAAGAAGUUCAUUGAGAGGGACAUUUCUGGGGCCAAAAGAUUUGCAAUGAAGGCCCAUAACUUGUGUCCUGGACUUGAUGGUCUUUCUCAAUUUUUAGCAACACUUAAUGUGUACAUCUCUGCUGAGAGAAGAAUGCAUGGGGAAACAGAUUGGUAUAGGGUUCUUGGUGUAGAUCCAUUGGCUGACGAUGACACAAUCCGGAAACAUUAUAGGAAACUGGCUCUGAUCCUUCAUCCUGAUAAGAACAAAUCAGUUGGUGCUGAAGGGGCCUUUAAGAUUCUAUCUGAAGCCUGGAGUUUGUUAUCUGAUAAAACCAAGAGAAAUGCUUAUGACCAGAAGCGGACUUUAUGCAAUAGGUUUCAGAAAGUUCCAGAUUUGAAUUCUCCAAUGCCAGCUGGUCAGAAUAGUUUCCGUAAUUUCUUCUGCGAUAACAAGUCAAAUACAAUUCAGAAGAGUGCAUACCCAAAGCCUGUUCCACCUCCCCAAUUUUCCAAUCCUAACACCUUUGUGACAAUCUGCAAGUUUUGCAAAUUAGGAUUUGAGUACCACAUAUCUUUUGCCCAGAGCACCGUUGUCUGCUACAACUGCAAUUCUCCUUUCGUUGCCGUUGAGAUUCCACGCUCACCUAUGAAUGGCAAUGAUCCACCUAGCACAUGGACUCCUUACAUGCAAGGGUUGAAUGAUGCUCAGCGAUCAAGACCUGAAGACUUAUAUGCUUCAGGAAUGAGGCCGGUGUCUACGCCAAAUUUAGGACCAGUAACUCAGUCAGGCAUAUUUGGUAAGGUGGGCAGUUUUGCAGGCGUGCCAUCAGCAGCUCGAGAAAAUAAUAUAAGACGGGAGUCCCUUCUUAAGCAAACUGGCAGUUACAAGGUAGCAGGCGCCAGUUUAGCUGCUGGAUCUUCUAAUGCUAGUGUCAUUUCUACAUCAAAAGGAGAUGGACUGAAGAAGAGAAGACGCAUUGGUGAACACAGGGUGAAACGUACAGCCAAUCAAAUUACAAACAGAAAUGGAGGAGUUGGGAGUCAAAAGGGUUGUUUUGAAAUGGGAUGGCGAAACAUUUCUAGAAGUAAUAAUAGUACGAGGGAGUUGUCACAGCUGGAGCUUCGAAACAUGUUGAUGGAGAAGGCUAAGAUGGAUAUUCGCAUGAAGCUAAAGGGCUGCAGCAUUCCGACUGCUGUAUCAAUGACUUCAGGGAAGGAGAUGGAGAAGGAAGAGAAAGCAAAGCAAAAGGCUUCUUUAACUAGCAUGAACACUGAGGGAAACAAAUGCCCGGAGUUUGUGGAUACGAAGACCAGAGUUCAAGCGGAGCUGUCCAUGGCCAACUUUGAUGAUUAUCCUGACACAAAGGGUACUCAUCCAUUGUCAAUGGCUGUUCCAGAUCCAGAUUUUCAUAAUUUUGACAAGGAUCGCACAGAAAAAUCAUUUGGAGAUAACCAGGUUUGGGCUGCAUAUGAUGAUGAUGAUGGGAUGCCUAGAUAUUAUGCUAUUAUUCACAGGGUGAUAUCAAGGAGACCAUUGAGAAUGCAGAUCAGUUGGCUGAAUUCCAAAAGCAAUCGUGAAUUGGCUCCAUUAAACUGGAUCGGUGCCGGUUUUUACAAGACCAGUGGAGUCUUCUGGAUAGGCAAGCAUGAAGUUAACAAGUCUCUUAAUUCUUUUUCGCACAAGGUUAAGUGGGCAAAGGGCAAAAGAGGGACGAUUCAAAUAUAUCCAAGGAAAGGCGACGUAUGGGCUCUAUAUAGGAAUUGGUCUCCUGAUUGGAAUGAGCUUACACCAGAUGAAGUGAUACAUAAGUAUGACAUGGUGGAAGUGCUUGAAGAUUACGAGGAGGAGAGAGGUGUGACUGUUGCUCCUCUUAUGAAAGUUUAUGGUUUCAAGACAGUGUUUUGCCGGCAUUCUGACUCCAGUAAAACAAAGACAAUUCCAAGAGAGGAUCUGUUUCGGCUUUCUCACCAGGUUCCUUCUUAUCCGCUUACAGGUCAAGAAGGUCUUAAUGUUCCCAGCGGUUGUUUGGAACUUGAUCCUGCAUCUAUGCCUUCGGAACUACUCAACAUGUUACCAGAAGUUCAGGAGGAAGAAAUGGGGGAGAAUGCUGAAAGGACAAGGGAUCCACUUGGGGAUAUGAAAACAUCUAAGGAGCAGUUGGUGGAAGAUGGUGAAAUGAAGGAAAAAGAUGCAAAAAAAGAUGUAGCAGAAGUGAGGAUGGAUAAGGGGAAGGAACUCAAGGUAGAAAAGUUAAUUGUGUACAAAAGGAAGCGACAGAGGAACUAGGUGAACUAACAGUUAUAGCCCCAAAGGAAAAGAGUUAGAAAAGCCAUUGCAGAAACUAUUUAGCAGUUGUUUUUUUUUUUUUUUUUUUUUUUCAAUUUAUUGGUGGGUUACAGUUUUGUUUUUGUAGUUAUGGGGUGCCCCUGAGACUUAUCUCAGCUGCAUCUAUAGCAUAAAAACAGAUCUUGAAAGGCUGAAAGUUACAUACAGGAUUACUGGCCAGUUAAUAGCUUAGCAACCAGUAAGCUAAUUUGCUGCCCGCCUGCUUUUAUUAUGUUUUUAAAUACAGUUGGUCAAUUUUGUGCUCA
Manihot esculenta (cassava) is the source of this 2942-nucleotide messenger RNA. RefSeq lists its product as uncharacterized. Lineage: Eukaryota; Viridiplantae; Streptophyta; Magnoliopsida; Malpighiales; Euphorbiaceae. The coding region runs from base 322 to 2637 and encodes 771 amino acids. The record is from RefSeq and is a predicted model, not a curated record. The transcript is spliced from 2 exons.